This is a messenger RNA of Cercocebus atys (sooty mangabey), 2150 nucleotides long. RefSeq names its product transcription elongation factor A (SII), 2 (gene TCEA2). The record is from RefSeq and is a predicted model, not a curated record. Gene Ontology annotation, biological process: transcription elongation by RNA polymerase II; DNA-templated transcription. Gene Ontology annotation, molecular function: zinc ion binding; nucleic acid binding. Gene Ontology annotation, cellular component: nucleus. The transcript is spliced from 9 exons. NCBI's taxonomy places the organism in Eukaryota, Metazoa, Chordata, Mammalia, Primates, Cercopithecidae. The coding region runs from base 842 to 1888 and encodes 348 amino acids.
AUCUUGACGGGAGCCCUGUGAGGCGGCCACUGUCGUCAAUCCAGCUUCACAAGUGGGGAGACUGAGAUACAGAGCGGUCAACGUGCAGAGCCCACAAUCUGCUCCCUGGUAGCUGACUUGGGAGGCAGAGGCCCCCCGCAACUCGCGAACCCCAGCAGUGGCCCCUUCCAGACGCCACGUCCAGCUACCCCGCGCUUACACCUGCAGGGCCCCACAAGAGGCCUCCCAGUGUGCGCGGGCCUCUUGAAGAGAGAAUCUCCACUCAGAUGUCCGAAUGACCCAAACUCGGCUCUGGGAGGCUGGGGACGGCCCUCCAGGCCAAGGGGGGAGCGCGCAGGGCCCAGCGGGGCAGGGCUGAGGGCGUUGGGUCCUGAGCCAUCCACUGAAGGACGCUGGGGCACAGCAAGGCGCGAAGCAGGAGGAGAGAAAGGAGCGGAUUCCCGGGCCUCCUGGGCCCGGGUCGCUCCAGGCUGUCUGGGCUCCGGGAGGGGCGUGCCCGGGGCGCCUCCCGAGCGGGUUAUAGUGGGACCACGAGUCUCUGGCGGCGGCGGGUCAAGACUACACUUCCCAGGAGGCUGUGCGCGCCGCGUGGCGCCUGGGAGUUGUAGUCCAGAGCGCGGCGGGCGCGGGCGCGGCGGGCGGGGCAGGCGGGCGCGUGGACUACGCGUCCUAGGAUGCCGCGCGCGGCCGCGGGGCCGAGGGUUUGAACCGAGGGUCCGCCGUCCGCGGCGGGGCUGCGUCGGCUGCGGCGGGUGCGGGAGGUGGCGACGACCGGGGCCGGGGUCCCAGCCCGGCUGCGGAGGCGGGCGCGACGGGUGCGGGGGUCGCUGCUCCUGAGGCGAUGAUGGGCAAGGAGGAGGAGAUUACGCGGAUCGCCCGGAGGCUGGACAAGAUGGUGACCAAGAAGAGCGCGGAGGGGGCCAUGGAUCUGCUGCGGGAGCUGAAGGCCAUGCCUAUCACGCUGCACCUGCUCCAGUCCACCCGAGUCGGGAUGUCUGUCAACGCCCUUCGGAAGCAGAGCUCCGACGAGGAGGUCAUUGCACUGGCCAAGUCCCUCAUCAAGUCCUGGAAGAAGCUCCUGGAUGCUUCAGAUGCCAAAGCCAGGGAGCGGGCGAGGGGCACGCCUCUGCCCACGUCCUCGAGGGAUGCCUCAGAGGCCCCGGAUCCCAGCCGCAAGAGGCCGGAGCUGCCCAGGGCACCGUCAACUCCAAGGAUCACCACAUUUCCUCCGGUGCCUGUCACCUGUGAUGCCGUACGCAACAAGUGCCGUGAGAUGCUGACUGCUGCCCUGCAGACGGCCCACGACCACGUGGCCAUCGGUGCGGACUGCCAGCGCCUGUCGGCUCAGAUCGAGGAAUGCAUCUUCCGGGACGUUGGAAACACAGACAUGAAGUACAAGAACCGUGUACGGAGUCGUAUCUCCAACCUGAAGGAUGCCAAGAACCCUGACCUGCGGCGGAAUGUGCUGUGUGGGGCCAUAACACCCCAGCAGAUUGCCGUGAUGACCUCAGAGGAGAUGGCCAGUGAUGAGCUGAAGGAGAUCCGUAAGGCCAUGACCAAGGAGGCCAUCCGAGAGCACCAGAUGGCCCGUACUGGCGGCACGCAGACAGACCUGUUCACCUGCGGCAAGUGCAGAAAGAAGAACUGCACCUACACGCAGGUGCAGACCCGCAGCUCUGAUGAACCCAUGACCACCUUUGUUGUCUGCAACGAGUGUGGAAACCGCUGGAAGGUGGGUGAGCGCGCUCAGGCUGCCCCUUCCACUCCAUUCUCUGGAGGUGGGGUGUCUCAGCCUCUGUGGGGUCUGUGGUGUGAACUGGGGAUGGCCCUGCCCAGCCAGCCUCCUGGAGUCUUGGGCAUGGUGGGUGAAGACUGCAGCCUUGGGUGAGCCUGUGCGGCCUUCUCUCUGGGGAGUCUCAUGUGGCCACAAGGCUGGAGGCCUCACCCCCUUUUUCGCAGUUCUGCUGAGCCCUCGUGUAGAUGUGCUGCAGCCUUGGGCCGUGGCCAGUGCUGGCCUCCCCCGCCCACGUCCUCCGCUGAUACAGCUUCUCUGGAGACCCUAGAAGGCGGCAUGUCCUGCCCUCAACCUGCCUGCCUGGAUUGCACCUUUCUGCCCUUUCCCCCUCGUUAUUAAAUGUUUCUUUUUGCCA